Parnassius apollo (apollo) is the source of this 537-nucleotide messenger RNA. The record is from the annotation of a GenBank genome assembly. Lineage: Eukaryota; Metazoa; Arthropoda; Insecta; Lepidoptera; Papilionidae.
AUGCAUCGUCUUUUUGCUGAGCUGGAGCCAUCUUUAACCGUCACAGAGCAAAACCUGGCAGACCGAGUUCAGUAUAUCUUGCGCUCAAAUAUAUUUGAUGUCGCCGAACUCGAACGGCUACGACGUGAGGCUGUUCCCUCGUCGGAUGAGAAUGCUACGGCUGAGGAUGCGGCGCCACAAAUGGUAGAGCAACCCGCAAACGUGGAUGCCGCCGUGAAUACCCCAGUUGUGGUUGAUUCAAACGAUGAUGGAACAGUCGCCCAGGAACUGGAAUUAGAGCAUAUGAGGAGUACAUUGGAAGAGGCGAUUGUGGAAACGCGCAGUACGCCUCUCGAAAAUCGACCGCGACUUCCCCCGCAUAGCCCUAAGCAAGCGGAAUCGGGCUGUCGUGAGGGCUCUGAACCCAAUGCUGGUGACCUAUUUGGAAGCCAGCCGGGACCUUUGCGAGACGGACUCAAUUCUUUUUGGCGCCGCGCUGGCAGUCUGCCGUAUCAUAGGCGCCAAGGUUUCCACGGCUGGACGCGCUACUGGCCAUAG